Molecule: messenger RNA, 1746 nt
Organism: Hibiscus syriacus
Lineage: Eukaryota; Viridiplantae; Streptophyta; Magnoliopsida; Malvales; Malvaceae
Exons: 3
Coding region: 427-1686 (419 amino acids)
Biological process (GO): regulation of transcription by RNA polymerase II
Cellular component (GO): SAGA complex
Molecular function (GO): transcription coactivator activity
Source: RefSeq, a predicted model, not a curated record
ACAAAGCCGUGUUGAAAAUAUAGCAUUAGCAAACCAAGAAGAGGAAGGGGGAAGGAGAAAGAGGAGAGAGAGAUAAAGAGGUCGGAAAAAGAAAAUGCACUCACAGAGAUUGUUUAUAUAUUAGUAUUAUUUUAAAGAAAGAAGGAAGGAAGGAAGGAAGAAAAGGGGGGGAAAAGAAAUCGAUAGACGCUGCGAGCAAUCCAACCCCAAACCUCGACACCAAUCAACAACUGUUGUGGCGGUGAAUUUCUCUGCAAUCGGCGGAGCAACUUGCCUAAGAGAUUAAGAGUUUGAUUUGCAUUGUAUAACAUGCAAAUAGGUGGAUUCGGACUCCUUUGGUGUUGGAGAAAACUGUAAAUUGGGGUGGAAACAAGUUUCAGUGGUUUUAAAGUUCUGUGAAUGGUGUAGAAAUCUGUUUAUUGAGCAAUGCAGCCACAGCAAGGCUCCAGAAUCAAUUUAGGUGAUUUAAAAGCCCAGAUAGUGAAGAAGAUUGGGGCUGAGAGGUCAAAAAGGUAUUUUUAUAAUUUGAGUAGGUUUUUGAGUCAGAAACUCAGUAAAAGUGAGUUUGAUAAGUCAUGUUACCGCAUUCUUGGAAGGGAGAAUCUGCCACUUCAUAAUCAGUUGAUACGUUCAAUAUUGAAAAAUGCAUGUCAGGCUAAGACUCCACCACCAGUUCAUGAAGCAGGUCCCACUAAAUCUUUGAUACAAAAUGUGAAAAGUUAUGUUGGUAGAGAUGAUGGGCAUGAUCCAACUGGAUCCCUUGUACCCAACCGGAAUCCGAACAUGGCCAUUUCUUCUAAUGGGGUUUUGCCAAUGUCAUCCCUGCGAAAGGUUAGAUCUGGUAUACAGGAUAGGAAGCUCCGGGAUCGGCCCAGCCCACUGGGGCCGAAUGGAAAGGUUGAGAGUUUCUCACAUCAACCCAUGGAUACUGAAAACAAUGGCAAUAACUUGGGUCUGGAAAAUGGGUAUUUGACACCCUAUGAUUAUCAGCGACCAUUGCAGCAUCCUCAAGCAGUUCCUGAGCAGCCGGAAAUUGAAAGAGAAGGUUGGGGGCAUUCUAUGGGGAAACCAAGGGUGCUUAGUAAAGGUCUGACUGAAGGAGCUAUUGUUGAAGAUGGGGAGGAGGUGGAGCAAGCCAACCACAUUGAUUUCUCCAGAAAUCCUUUGCGUGCCCCUCUUGGGAUUCCAUUUUGUUCAGCUAGUGUUGGUGGGGCCUACAAAACUCUGCCUGUGGCAAGCAGUGGCGACUUCGUUAGCUACUAUGACAGUGGCAGUUUGUAUGAUACUGAGACAUUGAAGAAACGUAUGGAGCAGAUUGCAGCAGUGCAGGGCCUUGGAGGGGUUUCAUUGGAAUGUGCUAGCAUGUUAAACAAAGUGGUGGAUGUAUACUUGAAGAGAUUGAUCAGAUCGUGUGUCCUGGUGUGGUCAAGGCCUUCACAUGAAUUGAGAAAGCACUCUGCCCACACGCAGCAGCAUCAGGGCAAGCUUGUUAAUGGUUUGUGUCCAAGUAAUCACUUGCAUAUACAGGGUAGCUCUGGGCCUACAGAAGUUUUGCAGGAACAGGGGCAGAGGCGCUCAAUUUCUUUGCUUGAUUUUAAAGUUGCAAUGGAGCUAAAUCCCCAGCAGCUGGGUGAAGAUUGGUCAUUGCUGCUGGAAAAAAUAUGUAUGCAUUCUUUUGAAGAAUGAAUGCUCAACAAAAAAUUGUUUAUCAUGAAGCUAUGAUUGUUUUGAUACAAAGGAAGACUU